Verruconis gallopava is the source of this 525-nucleotide messenger RNA. RefSeq lists its product as uncharacterized. The coding region runs from base 1 to 525 and encodes 174 amino acids. The record is from RefSeq and is a predicted model, not a curated record. The transcript has a single exon. Lineage: Eukaryota; Fungi; Ascomycota; Dothideomycetes; Venturiales; Sympoventuriaceae.
AUGGAGGCAGCAGCAGCAGCAGCAGCAGACUGCACGUGGGCACACGCAACAGAGCAAGCAGCAGGCGACCCGGCUGAGGCGAGGAAGAAGGACGACGACGACGAUGACGACGACAACGACAACAACAACGACAACAACAACGACAACAACAACGACAACAACAACAACAGCAGCAGCAGCAGCAGCAACAACAGCAACAGCAACAACAGCACCAAGAACAAGAACAACAGCAGCAGCAGCAGUAGCAACAACAGCAACUACGAUAAUAAUAAUUGUAAUAAUAAAAAUGGCAACACAUCGACGUUGGUCAACGCUCGCCUUGGCACGACAGGGGACGGCGACGCAUUGCGCCAUAUUGACAAGCCGCAGAGCCCACGGGCUUUCCCGCUUGAUGCACCUCAGCAAGCACCAAACUCUCGCGGUUCUGCUCUGCAAGUCGCCUCUGUAUUCUCUCCUCCCUCGCCCCAACGGUCGCGUACGUUCGCGCCGCCUCGUCCUGACAACCCGUUCGGCCAUCUGGUGUAA